AUGGGCAAGAAAGAGGCAAAGCAGAGCUUCGUGCUCAAGACCCCCAAGGGCACCAAAGACUGGGAGGGCCUGGAUAUGGUCAUUCGCGACAAAAUAUUUUCCACGAUAACUCAAGUAUUCAAGCGUCACGGAGCUGUGACAAUUGACACUCCUGUCUUCGAACUCAAGGACAUCCUCGCUGGCAAAUAUGGCGAGGAUAGCAAACUCAUUUACGACCUCGCAGAUCAAGGUGGUGAAAUCUGCUCACUACGCUACGACCUCACCGUUCCGUUCGCACGAUGGCUCGCGCAGAACUCGUCUGUACAAAGCAUUAAGCGCUACCACAUCGCCAAGGUCUACAGAAGAGAUCAACCUGCCAUGAGCAAGGGCCGUAUGCGAGAGUUUUACCAGUGCGAUUUCGAUAUCGCCGGAGUCUACGACCCUAUGAUUCCCGACGCCGAAAUCCUCCGAAUCACAAGCGAGAUCUUCGAGGCUCUGGGAUGGGGAGGGAAUUACACAAUCAAGAUAAACCACCGCAAGAUUUUGGAUGGUAUAUUCCAGGUCUGUGGAGUACCACAAGAUAAGAUCCGAAUGAUCAGUAGUGCUGUAGACAAGCUGGACAAGUCUCCUUGGGAUGUGGUCCGAAAAGAAAUGACAGAGGAAAAGGGCCUAGACGGCGAGAUAGCAGACAAAAUCGGCGAAUACGUUAAGCUGAAGGGGACCCGCGACGUCCUGGACAAGCUCAACAGCAUAGAGGCUCUCCAGGCCAAUGAAUCGGCAAAGCAAGGGUUGGCCGACAUGACCCUGUUAUUCUCCUACCUAGAAACAUUUGGUGUGUUGGAUAACAUAUCACUGGACAUGAGCUUGGCGCGUGGCCUGGAUUACUACACAGGUGUGAUCUACGAAGUCGUCACCGAGGGCUCUGCGCCACCUGCUGCUAGCAACGUAGAAGGCCAGAAGGUACAAGAGACUGGCAGAAAGGAGAAGAAGGAGAAGAAACCAGCGGAAGACGACGACGAUCGAUCGAACGAUCCUACCAUUGGCGUAGGAAGUGUGGCAGCCGGUGGACGCUAUGACGAACUCGUUGGCAUGUUCAGUGGUAAAGGUCAAAUACCCUGUGUCGGUAUCUCGUUUGGCGUAGAUAGAAUCUUCAGCAUCACAAAAGCGCGUAUGGAGAGCGAGAAAGCUCAGCAGCUACGGAGGACGGAGGUCGAUGCGUAUGUCAUGGCUUUUGGCGGAAAGGGGUUCACUGGCCUCCUACCUGAGCGUAUGGAGGUCGCUAAAUCGCUUUGGGACGCCGAUAUCAAGGCCGAGUUUCUGUGGAAGGUCAAGCCUAAGCUACCCGCUCAGUUCAAAGCUGCCGAGCAGAGUGGUAUCCCGUAUGGCAUCAUUCUUGGUGAAGAUGAGCUGAAGGCAGGGAAGGUCAGCAUUAAAGAGAUGGGUCUGCCCGAAGGUCACCCGGAAAAGAAUGGUGUGCUUGUGGACAAGGCCAACCUGAUCCCUGAGAUGAAGCAGCGACUGAAGCAGUAUGAGGAGAAGCUGGCGUCACAACUAUCCGGAGUCAGCAUAUAG
This is a messenger RNA of Pseudovirgaria hyperparasitica, 1551 nucleotides long. RefSeq names its product histidyl-tRNA synthetase. Gene Ontology annotation, biological process: mitochondrial translation; histidyl-tRNA aminoacylation. Gene Ontology annotation, molecular function: ATP binding; histidine-tRNA ligase activity. Gene Ontology annotation, cellular component: cytoplasm; mitochondrion. The record is from RefSeq and is a predicted model, not a curated record. The transcript is spliced from 4 exons. Lineage: Eukaryota; Fungi; Ascomycota; Dothideomycetes; Acrospermales; Acrospermaceae. The coding region runs from base 1 to 1551 and encodes 516 amino acids.